AAAAAACGACGCAAUAUGGGGAGAACCCGGAAAACAGCAUCGCGAAAGCUUUUUGGGAGGUCAGCUAACGCUGCCAAUAUGGUGUUCAUGGAAAAAACCGUUUCUGACCCGCAGGAAGCCAAGUCCAAAUCUAAGCCCAAGAAGCGCUUCAAAGGCCCUGCACAAACAAAAUUGUUGAUAGUUGAGGAACAGCUAAAGAAAAAUGAGGAUAAAGAAAAUAUUAAUACGAUUUUUGUCGCGGACACUGAGCAUGGCGGCGAAAACUUUUCCGCCGAUAACACUGAUGUUGACCCGCUAGAUUUGACAGUUGGCCCAGAAUCCUCGGUGAACAUUGUUUCCGGCGAUAUAUCAGACAGAUUUUUGUCAGUUUUGGAGAAACCAUCUGUUGACGUUGGGAUCAGAUCGGAAUCUAAUCCAAAUCCAUUCGUCGGGCAACUGAAUGAAGGAACAGCAAACAGUGCAAACGAUACCCAACUUCAAGAGGAAAUCUCGCAAUUGCGAAAGGAAAAUUUGAAAUUAAGGAAUCUGAAUAUGAAGCUACAGGAAGCAUUGAUGGAGAAACCGGGGGGAGAUCAUGGUUACUGA
Molecule: messenger RNA, 585 nt
Organism: Topomyia yanbarensis
Lineage: Eukaryota; Metazoa; Arthropoda; Insecta; Diptera; Culicidae
Exons: 3
Coding region: 16-585 (189 amino acids)
Source: RefSeq, a predicted model, not a curated record